AUGGACAGGUUUCGGAGACGAUCCACGGCGGAGGAAAGCUUCGGUCGGCUUGAAAGACGACUAAGUGGGCUCACCAUUACUCGAAAAGGGAGUGUUGCAUACGGGCCUACGGAGACAGAUGAGGAUCUGUUGGUCGAAGAUGAAGACACAAAAGGGCCUUUAGGGCUCAACUUGCUCCAUACCGUACCGGAGCCGCAUAUUGAUUUUAUCUUUAUCCACGGAUUGGGUGGAGGGUCGCGCAAGACUUGGUCCAAAACAACCGAUCCAUAUCACUUCUGGCCCAAAGAAUGGCUCUCUCGAGACCCAGAAUUCGGUCACGUUCGUGUCCAUAGCUUUGGAUAUAAAGCUGACUGGGCCGAAAAGAAAUCAAAUCAUUUGAAUAUUCAUGACUUUUCACUGUCACUUCUCGGGGAGAUGCAAUGCAGCCCUGAGAUUCGUCGGAGCAACACCAAAAUUGUACUCGUUGCACAUAGUAUGGGUGGUAUUGUCACAAAGAAGACUUUGGUCAAUAUCUUGAAGGUUUCCUUCGGCCACAAGUCCUUCGUAGCGGAACUAGGACGCGAUUCCGUCUCCGUACAGUCAAUCAACGAUAGCUUCCGAUAUUUCGCUGACGAUCUUCAACUAUGGUCGUUCUAUGAAACCAUUCCUUAUAACUUCGUGUUGACCAAUGCUAUGAUCGUCGACAAGUCUUCAGCUACUCUUGGCUUAUCGAAGGAGCGAUGUUCACUCCUCAAUGCAGAUCAUAGCGGAAUUUGCAAAUUCGAAAGUCCGACAGAUCCGAACUAUAAAAGCCUCCGAAAUGCAUUCAUCACCACAGUCGAUUCUAUUCUCACUGAAAUCGCCCAAGUAGUCUGUGAGACCACGAAAAGUGAAUCGUCAAGGCUGACUGAGCUUACCGGUAUCGCCGAACCCCCCAUUGAUGAUCUUUUCUCUUUGGAGGAGUUACGAAUCCCCGGUACAUGCGAAUGGUUGAGCACAAAAGCCGGAUACAAAACAUGGAAGUCCGCCUGGUCUCUGAGUCGGCCAAUAUUCUGGCUCACCGGCAACGCAGGCACCGGAAAAUCCGUUCUUUCGAGCUAUGUCAUAAAUGACCUGGAAGAAAGCAACUUCCAAUGCAGCUACUUCUUUUUUAAGCAAGGGAACGCUAGCAGGUCUUCUAUAUCAGAGUGCCUACUGUCGCUCGCCUUUCAGAUGGGCCAGGCGGAUGAAUCUAUUCUCAAACGCUUGACCCAGUUCUCUGAGGGGUCUGACACCUGGGAGCAAUUAGAUGAGAAGACUCUGUGGCGAAAGGUAUUUCACGGCGCCAUAUUUAAGGAGCCUAAUCCUGAGCCACGAUUCUGGGUCAUUGAUGCUCUGGAGGAAUGCAAUAAAUUCCCCAUUCUUGUCUCCCUGCUCGCCAGAGCACCCCCAUAUCUGCGCGUAUUCCUUACAAGCCGCCAUCUUCCCGAAGUAUAUCAAUCCAUCACGUCGCAUAACGUUGCCAUUGAGAAUUAUUCUGUGCAAGAACAGGACACGCUCACCGAUCUAGGAAUUUUCAUUGAUUCCCGAACUGAUUCCCUUCCUGCUGGAAACAAUGGCAGCCAUAAGAACCUACGUGACAAGAUUCUCGAAAAGGCUAACGGAUCUUUCCUGUGGACAUCCCUCGUAGUACAAGAGCUUGAGGGAGUUUAUUCAGAAGAAGCAGCUGAGGAGGUAUUGAAUGAGGUACCCGCUGAUAUGAAUAACCUAUACGCAAGAAUGUUGGAAAACAUUCCUCGGAAAGGCCAUAAACUUGCGCGAUCGAUUUUCGUUUGGACGUUGCUUGGGAUGCGACCUCUGUCGCUGGGUGAGCUAAGCUAUGCAGUCAAGCUGGACACCAAUGAGACUGUCCACAACCUAGCCAAAGCUAUUAUGGCUAUCUGUGGACAACUCGUUGGGGUGAGUCAGAAAGGCUGGGUUCAGUGCAUUCACCAGACCGCAAGAGCGUUCUUGCUGCAGCAAGAACAAGUUCCGGCUUUGGCUCUAAAUAAGCCAAAAUCACACGCAAGGCUCGCAGAACUAUGCUUGACAGCUCUCAACAUGAAUUUCGGCCCAGGGGCCAGGCGACGAAAAUCGAAAACAGUCAAGGCCUCCGCAGAUUCUGUGGCAGAUAUCACGGACUACGCUGCGAUACAUUUCUCUGACCACCUUCGUAAAAGCUCCUCGGAAGACCCCAGGAGUUGGGCUUUACUAGCAGAAUUCUUUGAUAGCAAUGUCUUAAUGUGGAUCGAAUAUCUUGCGGAAACAGGGAGACUGCAGCACAUCACGAGCACAGCCAAAAACCUUAAAUCGUACCUAAUGCGCCGGCUCAAGCACAUGCAGCCUUUCUCGAAUGAAAAGGAGAAUCUGGAGGUUUGGAUUCAUGACUUGAUAAGGCUAAAUGCAAGAUUCCGCACAGCCCUAGCCAUUUGUCCAUCGGCUAUUCACAAUAUCAUUCCUGCACUGUGCCCGUCAGAAUCCAUGGUGUCAGCCAUUUAUGCCACACGCCCCCGCGGGAUUGCUGUCAAAGGGCCGGUAGAGCGGACAUGGGAUGAGUGCUUAGCUACGAUCGACUACAAAUCAGUCCAGACAAGCUCUGUCGCUCACGGUGACUUCUAUUCAGCGGUCGGCGCUUCAGAUGGAGCAAUCUUCCUCUACGUUCGUGACUCAACUGAGACCACAGCUACUUUGUUCCAUGGGGAGCGGGUCAGGGUGCUUGUCUUUAGCGACGAUGAUGCGUAUCUUGCGUCUAGUGGCCCACGUAAGGUUAUAGUAUGGGACCUACGUACUAGGAAGCAGCUAUGGUCAUUCGAUGUGCAACAUCAGCCUCUGACCCUUGCGUUCAGUGAGAACAGCACGCUCCUGGCUGCUGCGACACAAGGCAACUAUACAAUAACUUGGGACUUACAAGAGGAGCAAAUUGAAGGCGAGACCUGGUCCUGGAUCCGCAGCUUCCAUGAAACGACAGGCCAGGCUAAGCCAACUCAGCCCCCAGGAAAAGCUCUCUUUUCGGACGAUUGCUCUAUGUUUGCAGUCAGCUACAGGGGUAGACCGGUUUAUUUAUUCGAUAUGAAGUCAGAGACCCUGGUUGGGUCUUGCAGCAGGAACACGGGCGCGGUCGCAGGAAGGCAAUAUGUUGUCGACGCACUGGCUUUCAACCCAAACCGGGAGAUAAGCGCUCUUGUUGUGUCAUAUGGCGAUGGGGAAAUCGUAGUCUAUGAUUUAUGGUCUGCAGAGCCUCGGUACCAGACUCCAGAUGUCUUCGCCCACACACUCGCAUGCUCACCAGAUGGCCGUACCCUUGUCACUGGUAGCUCUAGAGGCACUAUUCAGAUCUUUGAAUUUUCGGGGGCCCAGGGAACGAGUCUCACAUUAGUAUAUCGGAUUAAUGCAUUUGAGGAGGGGAUCCGUGGAAUCGCAUUCAGCAGCGAUAGUUUGAGGUUUACUGACAUUCGAGGCUCGCAAUACCGGAUCUGGGAGCCUGCAGUGCUUGUUGGUAAUGACUAUGAUGAAGGCAGCCAAAGUGAGCUUAGCCAGGCAAUUACUUUGAAGCCCAAAUCUGUGGGUAUGCUCGAAGGGCCCCCGGAUCCCGAAAUCACUAUUAUGUGCACCGAUUCCAGCGGCAGGUACUUACUGUACGGAAAAGAGGAUGGUGUUGUCGCAUCUUUGAAUGUCCAGGAAGCUAGUCAUCGAGAGGCCCUCUAUCGACAUGCGCUGAAUGUGAGAGUGACUUGCAUUGCAUACUGCGACCAGCUUGGCGUACUGGCUACAGCAGAUGAAUCAAGUCGGAUUAUUGUGAGCACUCUCAAGUUCACAGCUACUGGGGUCGAAGCGCUAUCCAUAAUGUGCGAUAUGCGUUCGGAGGAGCCCGUUCAGGCUCUUCUUUUGGACCCAAGUGGAACGAAAUUACUUGUCCAAGGAAGACAUUCGACUCGGAUCUGGAAAAUUCUUGGUACCAAAACAGACAUCGAGAUAACACUCCCUCACCUCGGCAGUAGCUACAAAUUUACCAAUCAUCAUUCGUCACCCAGUCACUUUAUUGCUAUAUCUCCGCAUUCUACUGAGAUAUUUUCAUGGACCGACGUCAUGAGCUCCUCUGGUGAAGCCGCUGGCAGAAAGGCACCGCCCAAUGAAAUUCACUGGGUAUCCCACGCUUCGAACCAAGUAGCUAACAAGAACCAGCCUGGUCAAAGUCUUUCUGUCCAGUUUAUCGUCUCUCUGUGCAACUUAACUGCAAUCUCUGAGGAGUCUUCUCAGUCAACACUAAUGGUUUGGGAGGCCGCUCAUAUUCCAACGGACGGAGACUGGCCCAGCGAGCUUUAUCUGCCCGGAUUUGAGCGCAUAUCGGCCAGAAUAACUCAAGUUAUUGGGGUUACAGGGAGUCUUGUUUUGUUUGUGGAUAGUGAUCACUGGGUCUGUAGUGUGGAUGUGAGACAGUGGGGUGCUGCGGGACAAGGCGCGUGGAGGCAUUUCUUCCUGCUACCGGAGUGGAAGGGAAACAACCGGGAAUUCCUAGUCGAGUAUAUUCCUAGACGACGUGAGUUUGUAGUCGUUAAGAAACAUGAGGUACUGGUCAUCAAGCGGGGGUUGGAUGUUGCAGUGCCUUUAGAAUGA
This is a messenger RNA of Aspergillus welwitschiae, 4611 nucleotides long. RefSeq names its product NACHT and WD domain protein. The coding region runs from base 1 to 4611 and encodes 1536 amino acids. Gene Ontology annotation, molecular function: protein binding. NCBI's taxonomy places the organism in Eukaryota, Fungi, Ascomycota, Eurotiomycetes, Eurotiales, Aspergillaceae. The record is from RefSeq and is a predicted model, not a curated record. The transcript has 5 exons.